CACAGUUCUGCGCAGGACAUACCUAACUUGAUGAAGACAACAGUGGCUGGGUCAAACUUGAUGGUAGCAGCUACUCUACAUCCCUCACAAGCUACAGAUACAGCAGCUGAAUCAUGGGAAUUCAAGGAUUGCUCCAGUUUCUAAAGGAUGCAUCUGAGUCUGUCCACAUGAAGAAGUAUAAAGGGCAGACCGUUGCUGUGGACACCUAUUGCUGGCUGCAUAAAGGGGCUUUUGCUUGUGCGGAAAAAUUGGCUAAAGGAGAGCCAACUGACCAGUAUGUUGCUUACUGUAUGAAGUUUGUUCAUAUGCUUCUGAUGAACGGGGUCAAACCAAUACUUGUAUUUGAUGGAUGCACAUUGCCUUCCAAAAAAGAUGUUGAAAAAGCAAGACGAGAGAAGCGGCAGACUAAUUUGCAAAAGGGGAAACAGCUGCUGCGAGAAGGCAAAUUAUCGGAAGCCCGAGAUUGUUUUUCACGCUCCAUUAACGUAACCUCUGCAAUGGCACAUGAAGUUAUUAAAACUGCUCGCGCAGAAGGCGUGGACUGCAUUGUUGCUCCCUAUGAAGCGGAUUCCCAGCUGGCGUACUUAAAUAAAAAUGGUUUUGCUCAAGCGAUUAUUACUGAAGAUUCUGAUCUGCUGGCGUUUGGUUGUAAAAAGGUGAUUUUAAAAUUAGAUAAGUUCGGGAACGGUCUAGAAAUCGACCAGGCACGGCUGGGAAUGUGUAAACAGCUUGGGGACGUAUUCACGGAAGAAAAAUUUCGUUAUAUGUGCAUUCUGUCUGGCUGUGAUUAUCUUCCUUCUAUUCAUGGCAUUGGUCUGGCUAAAGCUUGUAAACUUAUAAAAACUGCAAACAACCCUGAUAUUCUAAAGGUCAUAAAGAAAAUUGGGCAGUACUUGAAAAUGAAUAUUACAGUUCCCGAUGGGUAUAUAGAUGGAUUUGUCCGUGCCAAUAAUACAUUCCUUUACCAACUGGUAUUUGACCCUGUGAACAGGAAAUUGAUUCCUCUGAAUCCGUACGAUAAUGACGUUCAACCUGAAGAAUUGGAUUAUGCUGGACCAAACAUUGGUGAUUCGGCUGCUUUGCAGAUUGCUCUUGGAAACGCUGACGUUAACACCAUGGAACAGAUUGAUUUUUACAAUCCAGAUGAUCCACAGCCUUCCAAACAACGGAGCCAAAGUUGGAAAAGCAAAGACAUUGCGCCUGCGGAGAGCAUUUGGAAAAGGAAUUACACGCCAUCAAAAUAUGUGGCAACGGAAAGGAAACAAAGUGAGGACAAUAACAGCCCCCGCGGGUUAAUUCUCCCAAGCAGUAAGACUGCAAAAAGACCUCAUGAUGGUGGCAUGUCAGACUCUGAUAUCUUUAGCCAGUAUUCAUUUUCUAAAAACAAGAAAGCCAAACAUGAGCCGGAUAAUCUUUUAACUCAACUGAAGAGUAUCAGCCCAACUAAAAUCUUACAGCCAUUAGAAGAUUGUUCCAAUAAUAAGGCGCAGAAUUCGCAGCCAAAUGUCCGGAAUAAAUUUGCUACCUUGUUGCAGAGAAGAAGUGAGGAAGGGGGUUCGGUGUCUGCCAUGGGGACGAGGAGCAGAUUUUUCUACAAGCCACCCGACCAAUCCAGUUCUUUGAUGGGUGAAACAGAACAGUCCGAAAGUGACAAUGUUGACAGUGGCACAAAGAUAAUCGAGAUUGACAGUGAAACUGAAGCAAUAAAGGAGGAGUUUGAUGUAAAGACUGAGAAGGAGCUGCGUACCUCUCCAGUGUCAGAGGACUGUAGACUGUCUUUACAGGCAGCUCCUGUAUCUAGCCCAAAAGGCUGUUUCAGCUGGUCUGGGAGUCUGACCACAGGCAGCUCCAAGGCUCUCACUGUCUCUCCAUCUCUGCUGUCUCUUAGAAAGUUUCAAAGAGUGAAGCCUUGCUUAGAACCCAACACAGAGAGAGAUAAGACAGAUUGUCCCAAAAGAUCGGAUAAUACAGUGUUCAGUAUAGAUUCAAGUCCUUCAGAAACACAAGAUGUUGUGGAAAGUGGAGACUCUAGCUCAGAGGAGCUGGACAACUCUUUGGAGACUCCCUGCAAAUUCACUCUGAAAACAUCUCCUCCCGAACGGAAGAUUAUCACAUCUAACAGCAAGGUUUCUGGACUCCUUAAAUCAAAGACUACGUCUUCUGGGUUUGGGAAAAAAGUGAAGCCAACUGCACCUGCCAAAGCCAGUGGCCUGAGCAGCCGUGGCCGCACAAAAGCUACUCAUAAUAAUGAGAAUAAGCCGGCACUGCAAGCCACAAUUAAUGACUUGUGGAAGAACUUCAGCUUUAAGAAGUGAGCUUCCCUCUGAACCAAGGUCUGUGUUCAAUGACCGAUUUCACUGGAAAAGAGGACAGGAGGCAUUUCUUCAGACUGUUACUCUCCCACAGCACUGUGAUUGGUCCCUAAACCAUGAAUUUUAGUAAAAUGGAAACUAAAUUGCAAAAUUUAGGCUGAAGUAGCCAUGGUGUAAAUAUAGCAGAAUUCUAACAUUUUUGCAUACAUUUUGCAGUUUCGUCUCCUUUUCAUUAGUGUUUAGUGAAU
Messenger RNA from Pelobates fuscus (common spadefoot toad), 2560 nucleotides. RefSeq names its product exonuclease 1 (gene EXO1). Gene Ontology annotation, molecular function: 5'-3' DNA exonuclease activity; 5'-flap endonuclease activity; DNA binding. Lineage: Eukaryota; Metazoa; Chordata; Amphibia; Anura; Pelobatidae. The record is from RefSeq and is a predicted model, not a curated record. Gene Ontology annotation, cellular component: nucleus. The transcript is spliced from 13 exons. Gene Ontology annotation, biological process: mismatch repair; DNA recombination. Bases 114 to 2315 code for a protein of 733 amino acids.